GUUCCUGAUUGGCUAAACGAUGGCGGCUGGAAGAGGUGAGUGUUUUCGGAGUUUCGCCGACGGUUUGAAGAGAAAUCCCGCGGACCAGGUUCCGUGUAGAAGACAGCCGGGUCGAGGUAGGGGACGGCCCGGACCGGGCAGGCGGCCCAAAGCAGCACCGAACCCGGCGGGGACACGCGGAAACUACCCGGCCAGACAUCUUUUCCAUCCCAGGAAAAACUUUCUGGAAAGGCUGCCUUCUGAGAUUCUGAUUAAGAUUCUGUCGUACCUGGAUGCAUCCGCGCUGCUCUGCGUCAGUCACGUCAACAAGCUCUUCAACCGGCUCACCGGCGACAAUGUCAUGUGGUAUAAGAUUUACAUGUCAGAGUUCGGGAAUAUUCAGAAAUGGAACCUGAAGUCCAAGGGUGAUGUGGCCUCGGACCUGGACGGCCUGAAGAUGCCGGCUGGAUAUUGGAAGCAGCUGUACUUCACGGUCACGAUCGGACAGGAGAUGAGCAAGUGGAAGAGACACCUGAGACACAUCAGUCCGUACACAGGACUGCCCAGCCUGACCGAGUGGAUCCUCAGGAACUGGAUGGUAAACUGGGAGCUGACGGUCUGUGAUUGGUCGGGAUGGGAGAGCACGCUGAAGCAGAGUCUGGUUUACUUUUCUGAGUCGUCCGCCAUUGUUUGCUGGCGUGGAGGCUGUUGGCCGCCGUACAGUCGGAUCAGUUACAUGCAGUUGCACGGAGUCAAGAGUGAGGAACUGCAGAACCCCCAAGUCAACAACCGUUGGCGUUCUCUGAUUUUUCAGAUGGACAUGAAAACUGAAGCUGGUCGGUUCAUCGGCAAAGACAAAAUGGUCAAACUGAUGCUUCUGACCUCAGGCUUCAUCAUCGGCAUCUGGAGGGGUCGGGGCACCAUCGCCUUCAUCAUGGUCAGUCUGCACUUCCACAGGCUGGUGGAGAAAAGUCUGCUGGGAACUCCAGCCUGCCCGUACUCUGAGUCUGUGGACAGGCCUCCAGCGACUUGCUCCAACCCUGCAUACGUUCUGCAAAGCUACACGCUUCACAUUGUCCUGCACAACCCCAGCACUGUGUUCAUGUCGGGGCAGUUCAGUCACCUGCGAUGUCACCCAGCUGAUAUCCGUAAUGGGUUGAUGAAGCUGAACGCCAUCAACAUGUCCAAAGUGUGGCAGCACAGAUCGCUGUCCGGAAACAUCAAGUUUCCCUGGAGGACCGAGGACUUGGAGGGCUCAGUGGAUGGCUGCUGCAUCAUGACGCUGACUCUGCUGGACAUCUCUCAGAAACCCUUCUGGUGCGUCACCCAUCCCGUCUGCAUCAAAAUUGCCAAGAAUCUGGAGUCUUUGGCGUACAGCGGCGAGCACUAUGUGAUUGACUACCACAGCCCGGACGGCCAGGUGAAGAUGCUCCUAGUCUGGAUGAAUGAAGAGAAGCAGUUCUUCCUCAUCAGCCUCUGCCUCUUUGUCUCUGUUGCCAGAGUUAAAAAACACUUCAGCGGCUGAACCUGAGCUGCUGAGGUCACUUUGGUUUUCCAAAUGUUCCUUCAGUUCUCUGUUUCAUCAUCAUUUAUUUGUUACACAAAAAUGAAUGUAGUUUCUGUGAGACUGGAACUAACGAUUAGGCUUGUUUUGUUGUUGGAGUACUACAGACUCCUUUUUUGUGUUAAAAUAAAAAAGUUAAUUUAUUUU
Messenger RNA from Thalassophryne amazonica, 1690 nucleotides. Its product is annotated as F-box only protein 15-like. The transcript is spliced from 10 exons. Gene Ontology annotation, molecular function: protein binding. The record is from RefSeq and is a predicted model, not a curated record. NCBI's taxonomy places the organism in Eukaryota, Metazoa, Chordata, Actinopteri, Batrachoidiformes, Batrachoididae. The coding region runs from base 20 to 1504 and encodes 494 amino acids.